Anolis sagrei ordinatus is the source of this 877-nucleotide messenger RNA. It is a transcript of the gene UBTD2, whose product is annotated as ubiquitin domain containing 2. The record is from RefSeq and is a predicted model, not a curated record. Gene Ontology annotation, molecular function: protein binding. Lineage: Eukaryota; Metazoa; Chordata; Lepidosauria; Squamata; Anolidae.
GAGGAGGCGGGCGGCGGAGCCAGCGCGCCUGCCCGACCGGCGGCGGCGACGAAGGCGAAGGAGCGGGGUCUGCGGGCCGGGCCCCAUGGGCGGGUGUGUGGGCUCCCACCACGACUCCUCGGGCAGCCUCAACGAGAACUCAGACGGCACGGGAGUUGCACUAGGUCGUAAUCAGCCCCUGAAAAAGGAGAAACCGAAAUGGAAAAGCGAUUAUCCAAUGACAGACGGACAGCUGCGCAGCAAGAGAGAUGAAUUUUGGGACACUGCACCUGCUUUUGAAGGCCGCAAAGAAAUCUGGGAUGCCUUGAAGGCUGCAGCACAUGCAUUUGAGAACAAUGACCAUGAACUAGCACAAGCAAUCAUUGAUGGUGCAAACAUCACAUUACCCCAUGGUUCUCUUACAGAGUGCUAUGACGAACUGGGAAACAGAUACCAGCUUCCUGUCUACUGCCUUGCUCCCCCCAUCAACAUGAUAGAAGAAAAGGGUGACCUAGAGACUCUGGAUAUUCCAGAUCUGCCCCCAAACUCUGGUCAUGAAUGCCAGCUUCGUUUACGCCUCUCAACAGGCAAAGACCUCAAACUUGUGGUCCGCAGUAUGGACACAGUGUAUCACAUGAAGAGGAGACUGCACACAGCAGAGGGCGUGGAGCCUACCAGUCAGCGGUGGUUUUUCUCAGGCAGGCCACUAGCAGACAAAAUGAAACUGGAGGAACUAAAAAUACCAAGGGACUACGUGGUGCAAGUCAUUGUAAGCCAGCCGUUAACAAACCCCAUCCCAGGGGAGAACUGACCUGGCCUGUAUGCCUCUCCUUUUCUGCUCUUUGUAUCAUGUGUGGACUUUUUCAGUAUAUUUUUUCUUCUCUGCUAAUGGAUGGGU